UGGCUAUAGUGGAAAUUCAUUACAAAAGUAGUCACAAUUUAUUUAUUUAAUAGUAUCAUUAAAUUAACUUGUUCUAAACAAGUGCUGGGUGUUGCUGUACGAUCCGUUUUUAAACCGUUCCACGGCCACAUUCGCACGAUGGCAGAUCAGUCUGCGUUAGUCGACGAAUACUUCGAGUCGGCGCUGUCUUUAGUAAAAACUUCCGGAAACCUUAUAAAAGAUCAUAUUACUGGAUGUAAGGACUUCGUAUUGAAGUCGUGUGAUAUCGAUUUGGUGACAGAAAUAGAUAAAAAGGUAGAAGAAACUUUGAUAGGAGGGAUUUCAAAACUAUAUCCCGAUCAUAUGUUUAUCGGCGAGGAAGCGGUGUCCGAUGGCGCUAAAUGCGAGCUAACUGAUGCGCCCACAUGGGUAAUAGAUCCCGUCGACGGAACUAUGAAUUUUGUCCAUGGUUUUCCACACAGCUGCAUCUCUUUGGGACUUCUUAUCAACAAGGAGGCAGUUGCUGGUAUUGUGUACAAUCCUAUCCUGGAGCAGUUGUUCACAGCAAAGAAAGGUAAAGGUGCGUUUUAUAACGGCCGACAGAUACAUGUGUCUCAAAUUAAGGAGUUGAGUAAAGCUUUGAUCAUGACAGAGGCUGGUACAAGUCGAGACCCUGAAAGACAAAAAGUCCUUUUUGAAAACUUUAAAAUGGUAAUUACUAAGGCCCAUGGCAUAAGAACCUUGGGAUCUGCUGCCUUGAAUAUGUGCAUGGUGGCAUUGGGAGGGGCCGAUCUUAACUUUGAGUUUGGUAUACAUGCUUGGGAUAUAGCUGCGGGUGACAUUAUUGUCCGGGAAGCGGGUGGCGUCUGUAUUGAUCCCGCUGGGGGCCCCUUUGAUGUUCUAUCUCGUAGGGUCUUGUGUGCAAGCACUGAAGAGCUGGCACAAGAAAUGGCAAAAAAUUUGUGCCAAUUUUAUCCUGAGAGAGAUUAAAUACACGGAUGUGAUUUGAGUCUCAUUAAGUCAUUACUGAUGCUAAGUUGGUUAUGUAAGUUGAUCGGUAAGUUUACAGUCACUUAAAGUAAAUAAUGCAGUUUAUUAUACAUGCGCUUCUUGUGUAGAAAUUAUUUAGAGUUACCAUAUUUAUGAGCAAUGUAUAAUGAAGGAAUUUAAUUUCAGUACCAUUUCGUACCUUGUCAUAGUGACAAUCAAUAUGAAAGUUUCUAGUUUCUAUGACAAGGUACUAAAUGGUACUGAAAUAAAAUUCCUCCACCAUACCUACUAUGAAUUAUUAUUUCAUGGUUGAUGUGACUAGUAUGUUCUAGAAUUCACUGUACUUACUUAAUAUUAAAAUUUAGAAUAUUAUUUAUUUAAAUCACUAUUUGAUAGUGACAUACAAGUAAUGAUCAAAAAUCAUACCAAAUGAAUAAGACCAUAAUACACAUAAUUAUUUAAGAUCAAGAAUC
Molecule: messenger RNA, 1442 nt
Organism: Cydia strobilella
Lineage: Eukaryota; Metazoa; Arthropoda; Insecta; Lepidoptera; Tortricidae
Product: inositol monophosphatase 1
Exons: 1
Coding region: 139-969 (276 amino acids)
Biological process (GO): inositol metabolic process; signal transduction; phosphatidylinositol phosphate biosynthetic process
Molecular function (GO): inositol monophosphate 1-phosphatase activity
Source: RefSeq, a predicted model, not a curated record